GACGGAAAGGAGCGCACUCAACAGUCUGCGUGACUCCCAGACCGCAUCGCACCUCUGUCUCGCCUCACUUUUUUAAAGGAUAGAAAUUUAAAAUUUUUUAUGUGGGCAAAACAAAAUAUACAUUGCAGAUGUUUCUGUACAGUCAGCACUGCGCAGUAAGUAAGUUUCCUCUCUGAAACGCUGUGUAAGAAGAAGAAGAAGGAAAAAAAAAAAGCGCAGGAGAAGAGCGGAACUUUCAGAGGAUCUUCAGCUCGGAGUAACCGCGGGAACAGCGCACUGGUUUCUCUUCAGGAGGUCACGUCUUCCACCGUUUCUCUCUCAGCCUGUUUGGUGGUGGAUGUCAUGGUUUAACUUUUCCGUUCCAGCCCAGCCUCAGAGAGGAGCAGUUUGGGGGUGCCGGAGAGGGGGAUGCGAACCUCUCCUCCGUCUCGGAUAGCGGAGCGGCUAUGAGGAGAGACCUGCUGGAGUAACGCAACAAGACCACACCGCACCAACAGAAUGCGGGAACGAGGUCCUUGUAUUUGUGGAGUAGGUGUGUGGAGUCUCCUGCUGUCCCUCUGUCUGGCCUCCCUCACCCACGCACACAGGAGCCACACAGUGCAUGUGAAAGCAGGAACAUGUGAGGUGAUUGCUGCCCAUCGCUGCUGCAACAAGAACAAGAUUGAAGAGAGAUCUCAGACUGUCAAAUGUUCCUGUUUCCCUGGACAGGUUGCAGGCACCACCAGGGCCAUGCCCUCCUGUGUCGAUGCCUCCAUUGUAGCUCAGAAGUGGUGGUGUCAAAUGCAGCCAUGUAUGGAAGGAGAGGAGUGUAAGGUGCUCCCAGACCUCACAGGAUGGAGCUGCAGCACAGGCAACAAAGUCAAGACCACAAAGGUGACCCGAUAGUGCUACCUGUCUUGACAAGACAAGAUGGAACAAAAAGAUGGUGGAGUUACUUUGGGAGCAUGGUGGACCUAUCAGUAAUGGAGAAAUGCAGCCAGAGGGACUUUUUUAGUGGAUCCUGUAUCUGUUUCAUUGUUCUGAGGACAUCCAUGAAGCAGCCGCUGAAGAGACAGGACUCUCACGCUGCUUGCAUGAUGUGCCUGAGUGGUUUUUGCUUCUUUGCAACACAGGACUGCAUUACCCACAAUCCUCUGCUGGUACUACAAAGUGAACUAUAAUCUAAACACUGGAUAACAUGAUAAAAGCAUUGUUCUCGACAACAAGAACAACAACCUUGUAUUCUUCAUCUCUCUUCUUUGGCUUAGUUUUGUUCCAUAUGUGUAUACUGGGAAUGAAUGAGAUCUGGAUUUUUGACACUUGUCCUUGAUUACAGAGUUCACUGCAAAAUGGGAGUGGGUCUAUAAAUGGCAGCCUGAAUAACAAAUUUAAAUUUAACAUACGUGAGACAAUGCUGUUAAAAUGUGUCUGAGAUUUGAAAAUCAACCUCUUCCUGAUUCUUCAGAUUUCAUGACCAUGAGAACUUUUUCCUUGAGUAAUUUGAGCCCUACUGAAUGCCAUUUUUUUAAAUGGAGAGACAGUUAAUCAGUGUUAUAUUUCCUCUACUUUUUCCAUUGUUUUGACAAAGGACAAAAUUCUUUCAGGGGUUAGGAUAGACUAAUAACAAGUAGAUGUUAUCAUAUAUUAAAAUAUGUAAAAGUGUACAAAAAAAAAAACUUAUUGGACUCAACUGGGCAACAAAUAAAUCAAUGCUCUAAUGGUUUAAUAUGUGUUUUUAAACGCCUGUUAACUGCUAUUGAGUACGUGUGUCAGUAUUAAAUGAAAUAAAAUCUUUCAGAGGUAG
Thalassophryne amazonica is the source of this 1783-nucleotide messenger RNA. RefSeq names its product chemokine-like protein TAFA-2. The transcript is spliced from 5 exons. Gene Ontology annotation, molecular function: receptor ligand activity. The record is from RefSeq and is a predicted model, not a curated record. The coding region runs from base 499 to 885 and encodes 128 amino acids. NCBI's taxonomy places the organism in Eukaryota, Metazoa, Chordata, Actinopteri, Batrachoidiformes, Batrachoididae.